GUUCAAUUCAGUUUGCGAGCUGUAGCUCCAAGCAUCCCAGAACCCACUACUUUUCAAUUUCUCACAUCCCGGGCCUAUCAUCUAAUUGAUACCACAGCACAUUCAAUCUUCCGUCAUUAUCUUAGAUAGUGAUGCUCUUGCGAGGAUAUAGUCCAUAAGGUCGAUGCUCAUUUUUUGACUCUCCAACCAGAAGUUCAGAACGAGACGUAGGCGGAGGGCGCGAGAUGUCGACGCACCUUGCAUAUAGGUAUCAAUGCGCUGCCGCUACUAGGGAUAUGUAAGAAAGACACGAAAAGUCUAUCCGGGAUCCAUGAGAAUGCAUUUCCCAUCCAUUUUUAUAUUCCCAUUCCACCCGACGUCCACAGCCUCAUCCUUCUGACUUUGCAGUAUAGUAUUCGGGAUUUACCUAGCGCUCUCCUCCUAAACCACUACAUAUAAUUCUUCAACCUACUAGUCCGUUCUCCCACCAGAAUCAGACAUCAGAGAAGAUACGAAUGGCAACAAGUCCAAGACAGUUAGACCUCCGCCCUGUCACGCGCACUCGCAUCGGUAUAUGGGACCUUUAUGAGGAAUGUGGAAAAGGGUUACCACGCAGAUCGGAUUCAUCGACAUUGGAGACCUUUGUUCGAAUACGCGAUAAUACGCCCUACGUGGUGCGCAUGUUCAAGGAAAUACUCAACAUCAGACGAGUCCGGAUGCUUCUUCCUGCAUUCUUGGUAGUGCAAGUCUUGGACUCCCUUAUACCUGCUGUCUCCCUGUGGUACGAUGGACAAUUGCUCCGACUUGUGGAGACUGCGAUGGAGACACAUACUGUUGACACAGCAGUAGUCAUUCAUGUGGCAGUAGGACGUGUUACAUGUGCAGUCGCAUCGCACCUUCUCCAACACAUCGAAAGCCGCAUCAGGAUCCCCAUAAACAUGUCUAUCAAACAAUUUUACGCUACACACAUAUUCCACUCGAUGGCCCGCCUCGACCUACCCACCUUUACAGACUCGGCUGUUCAGAUGCAGCUUGAUUUUGCGGCGCAUCAUAGGAUGAUGGGCACAAGCCUUGCAUGGGAAGCUGUUCAGGGGUUAACGAGCCUCGCAACGACGGCCACUAGUAUGCUCUCUCAGCUUUUUGUUCUACUUACAGUCUUGCGGAAGCAGCAGGAUGGACACGAUCAUCGGUGCCCGGCAUCUUUGGUAUGGGGGUUUGGGCCCGUAACCACGACCAAUAAAGACUAUAUUCGCAUGCAAGGUCUGAGGAUCCUCAGUAAUGACUCUUCACACCGUAAGGAGCUGGUUGCAGGCAACCUCGGCGAAUAUAUUACUUCACAAUUUUGCGAAUCCGCUCAUCGCCUCGGCAACGAUGCGAGCGAGUUUGGAGAAAUGUAUGAAGCUCAUUCUAUAAAGAAACGCCUGAGCAUCGCAUCGAUUCUCCGUGCAACGAUGCAAGAGCUGCCUGAGAUCGCCUUCAUGCUGAGCGCCGUGCGAAAGCCAAUGACGGUCCCCCUCUCUUUUGCGUCACUCGUGCUAAUUGAACAUGCAUCCAAUUCAUUUAUUUCGACACACCUUUCACGGUACAAAGUGUUCAGUCUUGCUGUAAUAUUUGCCAGCCUACGCAAUCUAUAUGAGUCCAAGAACGUCCAGAACAAAGUGGUCGACGGCAUGGAACGGUUCCCCGAGAGCCAGGAGUCCCUCAGUAGUGGCAUUUCUGUCGAAUUCAGGAAUGUAUCGUUCCAGUACCCUGAUGAAGAGAGGUGUGCUCUCCGGAAUGUUUCAUUCAGGAUCGAGGCUAGUCAGCUUUGUGUAAUUGUCGGAGGGAAACGGCUCUGGAAAAGUACGAUUUUGAAACUCAUAUCCCGCAUCUACGACCCGACAGAGGGCACGAUUCUUGUCAAUAACCGCGACAUCAAGACCCUUAGACUUGCUGACCUCCGUGCUGCUAUGUCCAUCCUCUUCCAGGACUACACGCACUUUCCUCUAUCGAUACGCGAGAACAUUGGACUUGGCAACCCCAGCCUCGCGCAAGAUGAUGACAAGAUCCGCGAAGCCGCCAAGAUGGGCGGCGCACGAGACUUUAUUGAGGAGCUCCCAGAUGGAUUCAACACUUACAUUGAUCGCCCCGUACAAGACCACUACGCGUGCCUCCCUGAAGGGGCCGUGCUGCCCGACGAUUGGCCUGUUGACUACUCUAGUGUGCGUAAUAUAGGGGGUCUCCGUACUUCCACUGUUUCGGGCCUCAGCGGUGGGCAAAACCAGCGGCUUGCGGUCUCACGCACAUUCAUGCGCUCCCUGGUCACCGAUAAAAACUCUUCCGCUGGUAUGCUGUUAUUCGACGAGCCGAGCGCCUCCUUGGAUCCUACAGCUGAAGAUGAUCUCUUCGAGAACCUGCGAAAGUUGAGGGGCAACAAGACCAUGAUAUUCUCCACUCACCGAUUCGGGAAUCUCACCCGACACGCGGAUCUCAUUUUGUACCUUGACGGGUCUAUUCAGGAACAGGGCACACACGACGAACUAAUUAAGAAGGGGGGAUAUUAUGCUACCAAUUGGAAUCUGCAAGCGAAACCUUACAUUUAACGAUCCAGGGCCAGAAAUGCAAACCUUUCAAGGCCCACACGGCGAAUUAUUGAGAGGGGGAUCUACAAGCGAAGGGCUUUCAUUUAACAACCUGAGACCACACACUGUACAAUAAGCCGGGACUAGAGAUAGUGUAGCAGCUGUAUCGUAGCAAUUCGAAGAACAAAAAGCUGCAGGUUUUCA
Messenger RNA from Suillus subalutaceus, 2744 nucleotides. Its product is annotated as P-loop containing nucleoside triphosphate hydrolase protein. Bases 495 to 2561 code for a protein of 688 amino acids. The transcript is spliced from 14 exons. Gene Ontology annotation, biological process: transmembrane transport. NCBI's taxonomy places the organism in Eukaryota, Fungi, Basidiomycota, Agaricomycetes, Boletales, Suillaceae. Gene Ontology annotation, molecular function: ATPase-coupled lipid transmembrane transporter activity; ATP hydrolysis activity; ATP binding. The record is from RefSeq and is a predicted model, not a curated record.